Molecule: messenger RNA, 732 nt
Organism: Saprolegnia parasitica CBS 223.65
Lineage: Eukaryota; Oomycota; Saprolegniomycetes; Saprolegniales; Saprolegniaceae
Product: TKL protein kinase
Exons: 2
Coding region: 1-732 (243 amino acids)
Biological process (GO): protein phosphorylation
Molecular function (GO): protein kinase activity; ATP binding
Source: RefSeq, a predicted model, not a curated record
AUGCUCGGCCGCGGCGGCUGCGGCAUCGUCUUUAAAGAUCAACUCUUUGGCAACGACGUGGCGGUCAAGACAGUCGUGAACUCGGGUCGCGAGGCUGCCAAAACCCUCCAAGAGGAGAUUGAAAUCCUUGAAAACAAUCCGUCGCCGUACCUUGUGCGGCUGAUUGCGACGGCCGGCGCCAAGUCGGACGCGCCGCAGCUCUUUUUCGAGUACAUGGACGGCGGCAACCUCACGUCGCACCUCGAGAAGCUGGCGAGAGACGAGGAAGCGCUUGCCACCUACACGCCCAUUGAGAUUCUCUGGGUCGUCGCCAACGCUUUGAACGACCUCCAUGUCAAGAACGUCGUCCAUCGCGACAUCAAGACCGACAACAUCCUCCUCUCUUCCAAGUACUACAUCAAAGUGGGCGACGUGGGCAUCGCCAAGGAGGAGUCAACGAACAUGACGACGGGUGCUGGCACGAGCAAGUGGCGAGCGCCCGAAGUCCUCACGUCUGGAAGCCGCUACGGCACGCCCGCCGACAUUUACUCGUUCGGGAUCCUCCUCCAGACGCUGUACCCGAACCCUACCGAUGCGAGUACCGAGUGGGCCCAAGCCCUCGCAGUGAAAUGCACGGCGAUCGAUCCAACGCGCCGUCCGACGGCGGCCGAGCUCGUCGACAUCUUCCUGCCCAAGUUGCAGUCGUACGGCCUCGAAUGUUUUGCAAUGUAUAACUUGUCAUGUGCUCUGUAG